AAAGGUCCUCAGUGUGAUGAGAGCUUUUGGCAGGAGAGCAGCACGUUUUUCGUCAUUCGCAGCGAACGGGAUAGGAAAAAAAGUGUGUAAAUCAGCAGCCAGCGAGCAAACAAUAGAUAAAAAGGCAGCCUAUAUAGCGUGUUUUACUUGUCCCCCUGUUUCUGAAAUUGUGGGGAUAAAAUGAAAUGAAAAAGUGGGAACAUUUUGUCACAAAAGUUUGAAAAUUUUGAUAAGAUACUUUCGACUUGGAGGGGUGUCGUGGGUCGUGGUGUGGUCGUCGUGGUGUAGUUGUCAUGGCAACAGGAAGAGGAAUAAAUGAGAUAAAUGUUCCAUCUUCUUCUGAGUCGUAGCGAAGGGUGAAUUAGGUGUUCGAGAAUACAAAAGAAAGAAGUUCGAGUUGCGACGAGGACGGAGGAAGGAAGAGAUUUUUUGUAGGGAAAGAAAGAAGGGGACUGAUAAGAGAAGAGAGAGAUAUCUGAACUGGUAGAAGGGAGAGUUAAAUUUUAAAUUGACAAGUUUUAAAUUUCGAAAAGGAAGAAGAAACCAAGAUAAGAAGAUGUCGUCACCCAGCGCGGGCAAGAGGAGGAUGGAUACGGACGUUAUCAAAUUGAUCGAGUCGAAACAUGAAGUCACAAUUUUGGGAGGAUUGAACGAGUUUUGCGUCAAGUUCUAUGGACCUCGUGGCACUCCAUACGAGGGAGGAAUCUGGAAGGUGCGGGUACAUCUGCCCGAGCACUACCCGUUCAAGUCGCCCUCGAUCGGUUUCAUGAACAAGGUGUACCAUCCGAACAUUGACGAAGUGUCUGGAACCGUUUGUCUCGAUGUCAUCAAUCAAGCCUGGACAGCUCUUUACGACCUGUCGAACAUCUUCGAGUCGUUCCUCCCACAACUGUUGACGUACCCGAAUCCGAUCGACCCCUUGAACGGGGACGCUGCAGCCAUGUACCUCCACAAACCUGAAGAAUACAAAAAGAAAGUUUCCGAGUACGUUCGGAAGUACGCGACGGAAGACGCGCUGCGGGACGCGGAGGCGAACAAGGAUCAAUCGAACGACAAGGCGAACGGUGCGGGGGGUGGGUCUGGCGUGAGUGGGGGCGGCGGCGGUGGUGGCGGGACCGGGAACGGGAACCACUCCUCCACCCACAACAUUUCCUCCGACUCAGAGUCAUCCAUGUCCGAUUUCUCAGAGGACGAAGCCCGGGACAUGGAGCUAUAAAGAAAAUCUACACUUUUAAAAUUAUCGUCGUCGUCAUCGUCGUCGUUAUCGUCGUACUUAAGGCUUUUCGAGUGGAUGCGCCAUUAGAAAUUUGAAUUUUUCAUCUCACCUUACCUUAUAUUUAACGUCUGUAAAUGCAACUUUCUAAAACGCCGUCAAUUUCAUGAAUUUUCAAAUGAUGAAAAUUAUGUUACGUAAA
Messenger RNA from Folsomia candida, 1415 nucleotides. RefSeq names its product ubiquitin-conjugating enzyme E2 H (gene UbcE2H). Gene Ontology annotation, cellular component: nucleus. NCBI's taxonomy places the organism in Eukaryota, Metazoa, Arthropoda, Collembola, Entomobryomorpha, Isotomidae. Gene Ontology annotation, biological process: protein polyubiquitination; ubiquitin-dependent protein catabolic process. The record is from RefSeq and is a predicted model, not a curated record. The transcript is spliced from 5 exons. The coding region runs from base 557 to 1216 and encodes 219 amino acids. Gene Ontology annotation, molecular function: ubiquitin conjugating enzyme activity.